CCGGCGCGCUCACCGGCGUGAUACCGGGCCAAUGCCGGACCGGAGGAUAGCCAUUCCUUAACGAACAUUCUGUAACAGUGAAUUCUGGGAUCUGGCGCCAAGAAAGCUGUCGGCUGCUACCUAGAGCUACGACAUACAUGUCAUUGACAAUGUAUGCCGUCGUAGUUUUUGUGGAGACGGAUGAAGUAGAGCUUGUUGCUUCCAACUGGUUACAGUCUCAGACAAAAACUUUUUGGCCACCGUAUCGCAAUAUGUCUAACGUAACUAAAGCUGUAAAAGACAGAGUAGCAGCUGACAAAACUUGGCCAAGUUACAGCAUUCGCAUCCUGUCUGCUUGUGAUAGCUAUGAGGAUGGCAGAAGAAAGCUUCGAAUGGCCGAGGAAACCUCAGACAUACAAACAGAUGAUGAAGUUGGAAUGGGGAAGGGUGCAAGAAGGCGCAAAGAGCGAACACUAUACAGCGACACAGACGAUGAUGGUGAUGAUGAAGCUGUUGCCGGACCAGUUAAACGCAAACAUCUCCCCCCAGCCCCGCCAGUCCCACCUUUUCCAAGCCUCCAUGUUCCUGCUGGUAUACAACUGGACAAUCGACAAGCCACAGACAGAGAAAUACUAAAGGCUAUCAGUGCUGUCCAGGUAUCUUUGGAUGAAGUCCGCAAAGAGGUUUUGUCCCAAAGACAGCUGCUGAACAUGAUGAUCAGCAAAGAGGCAUCAAGUGGCACCAUAGAUGUGAUGGAUACCUUUCCAAUAAAGUCCAUGGAAGAGCUGGAUGGAAUGGAAAACAAAAUUGAAGAUAAAGAAAUUGCUAAAUCACUGGUCAAUCAACUCAGCCUCAUCGGGGGUUCUAAUCUUAAGGAGGCGACCAGACGGGUGAUGUCUCAAACCAUAUCCCAUAAUGUUGCUCUGAACCUUAAUUGGGCAGGGAGGAAGGGCUGGAAAGGUCAGCAGACUGAACCGAAGAGAGCAUUUGGUGGUCUGCGCCUAUGCGCUGCAAUGAAAAGUAAGCAUUUUACUGAGCAUUUGUUUUUGAUAUUAAUGUAUCCUGGACAAAGUUUAUGUGCCUGCAUUUUGGUCCUUGGCAAUUUGCUUCCCAUCUAUCGCAUUGGUGAUUGGUGGGUUAAAUAUUAUAGUUUUUCAUUCUCUCUUUUUUUUUCAUGACCUAAUUGGAGUUGAAGAAUGUUCAUUUUGUCUGUUUUACCUCAGUCUUGUAUUUUGAGGGGAAGAAAACUAAAGAACCACAAGUAUCCUAGCUAAAAGGGCUUUCGUUCCUCAUUCUAUAGUUGGUUGUACUUUUGGUAGCAUGGUAAACUGCUAAUUAUGCUAAUUACUGGGAGCUGCCAACAUUGAACUGAACUAUGUUCUGUCGUGGAAUAAGUUAAAAAAAUUCUUUAUGUACUAUCCCCUUCAAAUAUUGUUGUUGCUUUUUGUUACAUUUAAUAGAGAUGGGAGAUCGUAACAGUGC
Messenger RNA from Liolophura sinensis, 1461 nucleotides. RefSeq lists its product as uncharacterized. The coding region runs from base 138 to 1157 and encodes 339 amino acids. The record is from RefSeq and is a predicted model, not a curated record. The transcript is spliced from 6 exons. Lineage: Eukaryota; Metazoa; Mollusca; Polyplacophora; Chitonida; Chitonidae.